AGAUUCUCGCAAAUCUGGAAGCGGAUCGCGUGGAGUGACGGUCACACCGCGGCGAAUUAAUUUCCAAAGACUCAUGUUACAUGAGAAAGCCACCAAGAAGACCAAAGAAAAGGAGACAAGGAUGGCUCUUCCUCAGGGAUGCUUGACUUUCAGGGAUGUGGCUAUAGAAUUCUCUUUGGAGGAGUGGAAAUGCCUGAACCCUGCACAGAGGGCUUUAUACAGGGCCGUGAUGUUGGAGAACUACAGGAACCUGGAGUCUGUGGAUGGAGUUUUGCUCUUGUUGCCCAGACUGGAGUGCAAUGGUGAGAUCUCAGCUCACCACAACCUCCUCCUCCCGGGUUCAAGCUAUUCUCCUGCCUCUGCCUCCCAAGUUGCUGGGACUACAGGUGCCUGUCACCAUGCCCAGGAUUGACUUCUAAGGACUCUUGGUACAUGAGGAAGAAACCCGGAAGGGGAAGAGGAAAGCAAAGGCGUCAGGAAUGGUUCUUCCUCAGGGUCUAUUGACAUUCAGGGAUGUGGCCAUAGAAUUCUCUCAGGAGGAGUGGAAAUGCCUGGACCCUGCUCAGAGGACUCUAUACAGAGAUGUGAUGUUGGAGAAUUAUAGGAACCUGGUCUCCCUGGGUAUUUUUUCUAAAUGUGAGAUCAAGGAAUUACCACCAAAAAAGGAGAGUAAUACAGGAGAAAUAUUCCAGACAGUAAUGUUGGAAAGACAUGAAAGCCACGACAUACAAGAUUUUUGCUUCAGAGAAACCCAGAAAAAUGUACAUGACUCUCAGUGUCUGUGGAAACAUGAUUGAAGACAUUAUAAGCGAGUGCGUGUGACCUAUAAGGAAAGUCUCAUUGGUAGAAGAGACAUGCAUGGGAGAAAGGAUGAUGCACAAAAGCAGCCUGUUAAAAAUCAGCUUGGAUUAAACCCGCAGUCACAUCUACCAGAACUGCAGCUAUUUCAAGCUGAAGGGAAAAUAUAUAAAUAUGAUCACAUGGAAAAAUCUGUCAACAGUAGUUCCUUAGUUUCCCCACCCCAACGUAUUUCUUCUACUGUCAAAACCCACAUUUCUCAUACAUAUGAAUGUAAUUUUGUGGAUUCAUUAUUCACACAAAAAGAGAAAGCAAAUAUUGGGACAGAACACUACAAAUGUAGUGAGCGUGGCAAGGCCUUUCAUCAAGGCUUACAUUUUACUAUACAUCAAAUAAUCCAUACUAAAGAGACGCAAUUUAAAUGUGAUAUAUGUGGCAAGAUCUUCAAUAAAAAAUCAAACCUUGCAAGUCAUCAAAGAAUUCAUACUGGAGAGAAGCCAUAUAAAUGUAAUGAAUGUGGCAAGGUCUUCCAUAAUAUGUCACACCUUGCACAGCAUCGCAGGAUUCAUACUGGAGAGAAACCAUAUAAAUGUAAUGAAUGUGGCAAGGUCUUUAAUCAAAUUUCACACCUUGCACAACAUCAAAGAAUUCAUACCGGAGAGAAACCUUAUAAAUGUAAUGAAUGUGGAAAGGUCUUCCAUCAAAUUUCACACCUUGCACAACAUCGGACAAUUCAUACUGGAGAAAAACCUUACGAAUGUAACAAAUGUGGCAAGGUGUUCAGUCGCAAUUCCUACCUUGUACAACAUCUGAUCAUUCAUACUGGAGAGAAACCUUACAGAUGUAAUGUAUGUGGAAAGGUCUUCCAUCAUAUUUCACACCUUGCACAACAUCAGAGAAUCCACACUGGAGAGAAACCUUACAAAUGUAAUGAGUGUGGCAAGGUCUUCAGUCACAAGUCAUCCCUAGUAAAUCACUGGAGAAUUCAUACUGGAGAGAAACCUUACAAAUGUAAUGAGUGUGGCAAGGUCUUCAGUCACAAGUCAUCCCUAGUAAAUCACUGGAGAAUCCACACUGGAGAGAAACCUUACAAAUGUAAUGAAUGUGGCAAGGUCUUCAGUCGCAAUUCAUACCUUGCCCAACAUCUGAUAAUUCAUGCCGGUGAGAAACCUUAUAAGUGUGAUGAAUGUGACAAAGCAUUCAGUCAAAAUUCACAUCUUGUACAACAUCACAGAAUCCAUACUGGAGAGAAACCUUACAAAUGUGAUGAAUGUGGCAAAGUCUUCAGUCAAAAUUCAUACCUUGCAUAUCAUUGGAGAAUUCAUACUGGAGAAAAAGCUUAUAAAUGUAAUGAAUGUGGGAAGGUCUUCGGUCUAAACUCAUCCCUAGCACAUCAUCGGAAAAUUCACACUGGAGAGAAACCUUUCAAAUGUAAUGAAUGUGGCAAAGCUUUUAGUAUGCGUUCAAGCCUCACUAAUCAUCAUGCGAUCCACACUGGAGAGAAACAUUUCAAAUGUAAUGAAUGUGGCAAACUCUUCCGCGACAAUUCAUAUCUUGUACGUCAUCAGAGAUUUCAUGCCGGAAAGAAAUCUAACACAUGUAAUUAAUGUGGCAGAGUGUUCAGUUAGCAUUAAAGCCUUGUAAGACAUACAAUAAUUUAUACUGGAGAAAAACUUUGCAAGUAUAAUGAAUGUAGCAGAGCCUUUAGUUUUUGUUCAAGGCUUAAUAACCGUUAGCUAGACCAUAGAGGACAGAAACUUUACUAAUGUACUGAAUGUGGCAAGGUCUUAAGGUAAAAUCUGAGACCAGGAUUCUUCAAAGAAUUCUUGCUGGUGAGAAACCUAACAAAUGUAAUGAAUGUGGCAAGGUCUUCUGGCACAAUUCUCACAUUGUACAAUAUUGCAAAAAUUCAUGCUUGAGAGAAACAAAAACACUGAGAGUGGGAAACCAUUAUGACUUCAAACAUUCAUCAACAUCAGAGAAUCCAUACUAAAGAGCAUUUAUAAUAAUUAUAUGUGAUAGAGAUUUUCCGCAGGCCAAAGUCUCACUAGGCAUCAAAAACUUUUUUGAUGAAACCAUACAAAUGUAACGUGCAUGCUUAAGCUUUUACCCAGGCAUCAAAACCGGAACAUCACAGGGUUUAUACUGGAGAGUAACUACACAAAGAUAAUGUAAUAAGCCUUUCAGUGUAAUAUUCAUGAUUUUGUCGUGAGAGAUCCACUCAAUAAAAACCAGGCAAAUGUA
This is a messenger RNA of Homo sapiens (human), 3042 nucleotides long. RefSeq names its product zinc finger protein 83 (gene ZNF83). Gene Ontology annotation, cellular component: nucleus. NCBI's taxonomy places the organism in Eukaryota, Metazoa, Chordata, Mammalia, Primates, Hominidae. The transcript has 7 exons. Bases 855 to 2405 code for a protein of 516 amino acids. The record is from RefSeq and is marked validated.